Messenger RNA from Rhopalosiphum maidis (corn leaf aphid), 2051 nucleotides. RefSeq names its product pentatricopeptide repeat-containing protein 1, mitochondrial. The transcript has 12 exons. Gene Ontology annotation, molecular function: tRNA binding; protein binding. Gene Ontology annotation, biological process: tRNA 3'-end processing. Lineage: Eukaryota; Metazoa; Arthropoda; Insecta; Hemiptera; Aphididae. The record is from RefSeq and is a predicted model, not a curated record. Gene Ontology annotation, cellular component: mitochondrial matrix. The coding region runs from base 195 to 2051 and encodes 618 amino acids.
AUAAUAUUCAAAUUUAAAAAAAGUGUAAAGUGAAGCGUGUACUUGAUUCGAUAGUCGAUUCUCAGUGUAAAUACAUAAUACUUUUCACAAUGAAUGAAUCCAAUUUUAUUCAAAAUUUAAUUUAAUAUAAAUAAUAAUAUAUUUGUUUCCAAUCAAAUGCGAGUUAAAAAUUCAACUAACAAAAAAAUUACAAUAUGAUUGUGAUCAACCGUUUUUUACGACAGUUAAAUAAUAUUAAGUCUGUAAGUUCAAAUUACAAUCAGCAUUGUUGUAGAAAUGUAAGAUGUGUGUCAACGGUCAAAGAUUUACAACCAAAAGAUUUUCGAAAAAGAACAGAGACAUUUUCUUUUAAUGCCGAGCAGAAUAUUGAUACUGAUACUUUUGGAACAUUAACUGAAAAUACCGAAAUUAAUUAUAAACUAGAUCGUUUACCUCCUGAAGACGAUGAUAAAAUAGAAUACGAUAAAGAUGAACAACACAAAAGAUUACAUAUUACUGAGUAUCACAAAAUUAUUCAAGAACUCAUUAAACAACAUAAAAUUGCAGAUGCGAUAGAUAUACUUGAAACAAGGAUGUUAAAAAAUGAAAAAGCAAAACCAGAUUAUUAUGUUUAUAAUCUAUUAAUCGGCACCUGUGGUAAAGUUGGUUAUGUUCAAAAAGCUUUUCAUUUAUUUAACCAGAUGAAAAAAAGUGGCAUCAAAACUACACCAGCUACUUAUACUUGUUUAUUUAAUGCGUGUGCUAAUUCACCAUAUAAGGAUGAUGCGUUAAAGAGAGCUAAAAAAUUACACAAUUUAAUGAGUUUAAAAUCAAUUGAACCCAACAUUUUUAUCUACCAUGCAAUGAUUAAAGCUUUUGGAAGAACAGGAGAUUUAUUGACUGCAUUUUCUUUGGUUGAUGAAAUGUUGACAAAAAAAUAUAAAUUAAAAGAUGAAACAUUUAAUUUUCUUUUACAAGCAUGUAUAACGGAUAAAGAAGCUGGUUUUCGACAUGCCUUACUUGUUUGGAGAAAAAUGAUAUCAAAACGUGUUCGUCCUUCAUUAUAUACUUACAAUCUUUUAUUAAAAUGCACAAGAGAAUGUAGUCUUGGUGAUGAAUUUGAAACACGAAAAGUUAUUGGUCAAAUACUUGAUGAUCCUCAUUUAUUAACGACUGAAUCUAAACUUGAAGAAUCAAAUCCUUCAGAAAAAGAUAUACCUAAUACUUUAGUAUGCAAUGAUAAUAAAAAUAAUCUAUCCAUUAUUGAGGAGAAUAGACCAAAUCUAUUGGAUGUUAAACCUUAUUUUGGUAAUAUUGUUGGUAUUUCUGAAAUCAAAUCCCCUGAAGAAAGAUUAAUAUUAUUAGGAGGUUGUUCAGGAUUUUUAAAAAACAUGAAAAUCAAUAAGAUAAAACCAGACAUUAAAACAUUUACCCAGCUUUUAGAAGUUAUACCGCCAACAUUAUCAGCUGAAAAAGUCUUAUUAAAAGAAAUUUUUAAAAACAAAGUUAGAGUCGACAUUGAUUUUUGCAAUAUUCUCAUUAAAAAACGAAGUCUUAGAUUUGAUUAUGAAGAAGCAAAGAAUGUAUUGAACUUAAUUAACUCAGAAAACUUAAGUGUGGAUAUUGUAACUUUUGGUGUUCUGGCAUUGGGUUGUAAAAAUAAAAACGAAGCUAAAAACCUCAUAAAAAUUAUAGCAGAUCAUGGAUUUAGAGUGAAUGCAGAAAUUUUGGGCACAAUGUUGGCACAAGCAUGUUACCAUUUUAAUUUUGGAUAUGUAGUAUAUGUCAUGAAUAUGAUUAAACAUGAAGAAAUUAAACCCAAUAAAAAAUUUAUGGAUCGUUUAAUUCGUUUUGAUAACACAAUUAAAGAUUUAAUGAAAAAAAGACUAAACGACGAAAAAGAUACUCCAAACUUUAUACAAAGUUAUUACUUCAAAGAAGGGUACAGAAAAUAUCAAAAUUUUUAUAAAAAAUGGUUAUUAGAAGUAACUGUUGAUGAAGAACUACAUCCUUGGGAUCAAUUUAAUAAUUGUAAAAAAAAUAAUGACUUAUAUUUGUUGGUAUUUAAUUGA